AUGUCACAUCUCAGUAAAGAAAAAUGUUCUGAUUAUCCUGAUGGUUUGAGCGUCGUUAGCACAAUAAAACUCAAUGACGGAGUCGACAUGCCCUUAUUUGGAUUAGGAUUAUAUUUGUCGAGGCCUGGAGGGGAAGCGGAGGAAGCCACAUACAUAGCACUCAAAUCCGGAUACAGAUUACUUGAUACGGCUCAAAUUUACGGAUCGGUUGGUGUUUCCAACUUUGAAGUUCAGCACCUGAAAGGAUUGAAGAGGUCAGGUCUGCCAGUCCCAUCUGUCAAUCAAAUCGAAUUGCAUAUUUUUCAAAGAAGGGAAUAUUUGGUGGAUUAUUGUAGAAAUAACAAGAUUGCCGUCAUGGGAUAUUCGCCAUUAGCACGGGGCUUUCUACUCGAUAAUCCAGUUGUCGUUGAAAAGGCACAAAAGUAA
Messenger RNA from Helobdella robusta, 426 nucleotides. RefSeq lists its product as hypothetical. Lineage: Eukaryota; Metazoa; Annelida; Clitellata; Rhynchobdellida; Glossiphoniidae. The record is from RefSeq and is a predicted model, not a curated record. Bases 1 to 426 code for a protein of 141 amino acids. Gene Ontology annotation, molecular function: oxidoreductase activity. The transcript has 2 exons.